GAGUAGAAUGAGAAAAAUAAAUAAAGCAAAACACAAAUAAAAAAAAAAAACAAAUGAAUAAUAAAUAUAAUGAAUAGAAGCUCGUGAUUUUACCGUUAAUAAAGCAUUGAUGAUAGACAAAACAAAAUCGAAAACAAAUAAUUCGUCAGAAAUAUUUUCUCUAAUGAUUUAUUAUUUAAUUUAAUUUGAAGUGUAUAAGCGUGUGUGUGUGUGUGUGUAUGAAUUUUUAAAAUAUUUGAAAAAUCAUUGGAGUUGAUUACAUUGAAUAAGACAUAAAAAUAAAUUGUAGACAACAAAUUGUAAAAAAAUGACAAAUUAACGAUAGAAACCAUCGAAAAACAACGAGAACAACAAAUCAUUCAGUCAUAUCUGCUGCUCAUGCGUAGCACAUUAAAUAAAUCUUGUGGAGUUCAAUACUUAACAAAUUUGUGUUGCAAGGAGCACGCAACUUUGCCAUAAGAUUCAUUACAGUGCAAAAUUGGCGAACAUGUAUAUGUUUUUAUUUCGACAACAAAAUAUUUGAAGUGAUCGUUGAGCGGGAGACAACCAUAAAACGCAUAACAACAAAUUACUUGGGCAUUGAGAGGGUAUCACAGUGAUAUCUAAACGCUUCGUGGGUGUGUGCAUGCGUUGGUGUUUUGCAACUUUGUGUUUUUUUGAUUCGGCUUGUUAAUGUAUAGCACUACAGCAUAGAGAUUAAUAUAAAAAUGUGUCGUUGCUGUCAAAUCUGCUGGGAGGAUUUUUAUUGGAAUUGCUUUGAGGAAAGGUUUUGCUAUGACGAAUCCAUUGCUAAUUAUAAUCCCGAAGAUGAUGAAGAUUACAUUGUCUCGCAGAAGAAUGGCAAUAUAUUGGGACAGAUACAAUCGGCCGAUAAUAAUAAUUUGAGAGUACCUGCAAUCAUCUGUGAUCAACCGAUACGACGCAAUCAUUCCAGUAUUUUAAGUAAUGCUAAAAUUCAUGAAGAAGAUUAUCGCCGUGAGACACAAACAAAUAUGCCAAUGCUGGGACCUGAAAUACUGGCUGUUUUCGCCAACUCCCAAAUAUUUCAAGAUCAUCAGCCAACGAAACUGACGCGGAUUAGUACAACAAAAUCGAACAUGAUCGGCAUACAUUCGCCAAAAAGCGAACAACAAGAUCGCCUAAUGAGACGACUGGAAGGCAAUUACGGUAGUGUCACGGAUGUAAAUGCUGAUAUAAGAGAAACCUCUUCGGAUAAACGCAUCAUCUUUACUAUAACCAGUGAAUCCUCACCGGAAGGUAGUCAAAUAUUAACAUCGAAAAAAUUCGAUUCCAUUGUUGAAGAAGAUUUAGAUGGCGUAAUACUAAGACCACGAUUAAUCGAUCGGCAUCAACAUUUAUUGCCUGUGAUGUCGGCGAGUCCACGAAAAGUAUUACGAAAUGCCAAAAGUGUGCCACAUUUCAAUGUACGUCCGACUGCUAGUGAAACGGAUAUUUUCUCAAUAACUGGAUCAGGUAAUCCUAUAAGUAUGACGCCAGAGGUCCCAUCAAUCUCGUACACGCAUUUACCGAAAAAUUACGAGGAUACGCCAACGAUUGAAAAAUAUCGUGUUUCGCAAAGUUUGUAUUCAAUACAAACGACAAAUGCAGCUAUAGCAACGAGUAGAGAUGACUACUCAAUGCCGCGUUAUUUUCGACGUUCGGCUUUAAUGUCACAAAGCAGUGAAGUGCUUGUCGAUCCAUCUGCUGCAUCAUCACGCGAAGAAAUACAUUCACGUCCGGAAAAAGAAAAAAGUAAACGUUUACAAAGGUUACGUGGUACACUCCCGCCAUUGCUAAUACAUUCCGUGUCGUUUCGUAAAACUCGAGAUGAAACUAAACAAGUUCAUUGAGAGAUAAGCAGAAUAAAAAGAGCAGAAAGUCAGAUUUCCUGCUGCUUGCUUUAACUUAAGUUAUUUAUUUAACUUUUUUGAGUAUACCUUCUAAGCGAUGAUUAAUUGUUUCCCAUAAGCUGAGUAAUUAAUGCGAAACUUAACUUAAAUGGCUGUAUUUUGAUUCGUACUUGG
Molecule: messenger RNA, 2024 nt
Organism: Glossina fuscipes
Lineage: Eukaryota; Metazoa; Arthropoda; Insecta; Diptera; Glossinidae
Exons: 6
Coding region: 708-1850 (380 amino acids)
Source: RefSeq, a predicted model, not a curated record